AAUAAAUUGCCUUGUUGCUGAAAAAAAAUCAUUAAUUAAUAGCAUUCAUUUUAUAACCUUUUUCCACUGAUACUGCUUGAAUGUUUCCAAGAUUUUAUUGCAGAUUUCCAGCAAUGCAGUAGUUUGCUUUUCAAGAACCUCCUGCCUAUCAAAGUGGGUGGUAAAGAUGUUUUCAGGGAGCCACAAAAGAGCACUCACAAAUAGUGAGUCGGGAGCUUUGUUGCUGAGAGUUCCAGAAUUUAAGGCAAAGUAUUUCCAUAUAAUUGUAAUCCACAGUGAGGCGAUGUCAUUUCCAUAUAAUUGUAAGGUCAAAAUCCAAUAAGUGCAGAUAUAAUAAAUGUGGAACGAACUUCCAGUAGAAGUGGUAGAGGCAGGUUCGGUAUUGUCAUUUAAAGUAAAAUGGGUAGGUGUCUGGACAGGAAAGGAAUGGAGAGUUAUGGGCUGAGUGCGGGUCAGUGGGACUAGGUGAGAGUAAGCGUUUGGCAUGGACUAGAAGGGCCGAGGUGGCCUGUUUCCAUGCUGUAAUUGUUAUAUGGUUAUAUGGUUAAAUCCUUAAGAUAUAGGAGCAGAAUUAAGUCAUUUGACCAUGGCUGAUCCAAUCUUCCUCUCAGCCCCAAUAUCCUGCCUUCUCCUCAUAAACCUCCUUGCCUUGAACAAUCAAGAAUCUAUCAACCUCUGCCUUAAAUAUACAUAAAAACUUGACCUCCACAGCUGCCUAUGGCAAAGAAUUCCACAAAUUCACCACUUUCUGGCUAAAGAAAUUCCUCGUGACCUCCGUUCUAAAAGGAUGCCCCUAUAUUCUGAGGCUGUGCCCUCAGGUCUUAGACUCUCCCACCAUUGGAAACAUCCUUUCUACAUCCAAUCUAUCAAGGCCUUUCACCAUUCAAUAGACAUCACAGAGGGCAGUAGAGCUGGGGAAAUUAAAACAAUAGGAAGACGCAAACCAAUGGAACGAUUCAAACAUGACGACACCUGAAGAUAGUUUCUGAAUCUGAGAAUAUCCCAAAAUUUAGGGCAAUGUUACAAUGGGAGGUAAUGUGGGUUAUGAAGCAUAAAGAUGAGGAAAAAAUUAGAGUUAGUGCUGAUUAGACUACUUGUAGCAGAGUUUAGGUUGAGUUGCCCACUUACAAAGGAAGCAAGGUAGGAGGAUAGAUAAAUGUGUAUGAGGGAAGGCCAUACUAGGUGUAACAGAAGCAUGGUUCAGGACUUCAAGAGUAAAUGGGGUUGAAAUAUAGGUGGAAACUGAAGAAGACUCGAGUUACCAUAUGGGCCUAUAUUGUACUUACAAAAAGAUAAUUAUCCUAUUUGAAUUGUUUUGGACCAUUCUGUUAGGUACCCAAUUGAAAUGGACAAAAUCGUAGUCAUUUUCUUUUAGGCUGAAGUUUAUUUCCUUUGCCUCGCCCCCCCCCCCCACAAAAAAAGAAGAGUUGGCUAUUUUCAUUCUACUACCCUGUCAUUUAUUUAUCCUUCAUGGUGGCACUUCCAUAAUAUCAUGUAUGAAAGGCAGUUUGUAAGCAGUAAGGCUAUAUUUUCUUAUUGAAUUGAUCAAAUACUCUUCUUAUGUCUUUCAUAAGAACAUUAUGAAUUCAGGUAGUGCUAUCGUAAAGAAAAUUGUGCCCAGUUUGGUGAUCUGAAGCUAGGAUUUUGAACAGACCAUCAGUUGUAAAUUGCAACCGAUCUCUGUGCUGUAGGGCAAGGGGAUAAAAUACUUCCACCCCCUUCUCAGAGUAAACAAGUAGCAUGGCAGCACAGAUGGUGCCUUUCAGCUUCAGAGACCUGAGUCCAACCCUGUCCUUGAAAGCUAGCUGUGUGGAGUUUGCUUAUAACUGAAUUAGUUUUCCUCUGAGCGCCCUGGUUUCCUCCCAAAUUCCUAAGCAAGAUGGUAGGUUAAUUGAGUGCUGUAAAUCACCUCUUCCUUGUAGGUUAAUGAUAUAAAAUUGAAAGGCUGUUGUGAUAGGUUUUAAUGUGAUGGUGAGGAAGGUGGUAUUGAUGCUCUAAGUAAACAUUUCUGAAUCAGAAGUGGCAUUUAAAACUUACUUCAGUUUCAGACACAACAAAGACUAUUUUAUCAUGUUGUAUUUGGAUGGGGAUUAGGAGUAGAUCUCUUAAACCCAGAGUUUUUGAUGCAAAUCAAACAGCUUGAUUAACAAUGGAGAUCGUUGGCAAUAAUGGAUAUAGGGCUAGGUGUCAAUGGUAGCCAAUUGAAAGAGUGCACACUUGUGGGUGAGUCAGAUAAAGAAAAAUAAGUGAGUGGUGAAGGAAACAAGGAUAGAAUGUCAUUAAAGACAGUAAAGGAGGGUCUAUGAUUAUUAUCCAUAUAGACUUCAAGAGGUUAAUUGGGAUUACCUUUUGGAACUACAAAUUGAUUGGCAGAAGGAAAUUGGAAAGUGGGAAUAAAAUGCUGAUAAUAUGAUGAGUAGGGUAUGAUGUGGUGUUUCCUGAAGCACUGUUGGACCUCAACGUUGUGGGAUAAAACAGAAAAAGAACAGCAGAUAGCAAAGGAACAUUUAAAUGGGGCUUUGGAGCAUGCAUGCUGUAGUGGUUGCAAGGGUUGAUGACAGGUUCAUCAGAUAUUGGCACUAAACGGAUAUAUAUAUUAUAUGAUAAGUUAGACAUGCAUUUCCAUGACUAUGAGUGGCAAAGUGAUGAAGCUUUUUAAGAUGAUUAAAGAUUCAGUUAAGUACAUGGGGAAGAAAUGGUAAUCUGGUAAUUGGUUUAUUUUUGUCACAUGUACUAAGGUACAGCGAAAAACUAGUCCAGAAUAAAAUGAUUAAGUGUUUUGCAUCAGUCUUCAGUGUGGAAGACAUCAGCAGCAAUUCAAAAAUUCAUGCGUGUCAGUGGUCAGAAGUGGGUGUAGUUGUUAUUAUUGAGGAAAAAUGUUUAGAAAGCUGAAAGGGUUGAAGGUAGGUAAGUCAAGUGGACCAUAUGUUCUACACUCCACGGUUCUGAAAGAGGUAGCUGAAGAGAUUGUAGAGGUACAAGCAGUUACUUCCAAGAAAUUCUAGAGGGCUGGAAAACCACAAAAAUCACUCCACUUUUUAAGAAGGAAGGGAGGCAAAAGAUAGGAAAUUAUAGGUCAGUUAGUCUGACUUCAGCGGUUGGCAAAAUUUUGGAGUCCAUAAUUAAGGAUGAGGCUUUGGAAUACAUAGAGGCACAUGAUAAAAUAGGCUGAAGUCAGCAAAUUUCUUAAUGGGAAAUUCGCUUGACAAACCUGUUGGAAUUUUUUGAGGAACUAACAGGCAGGGUAGACAAUUUACUUGGAUUUUCAGAAGGCCUUGACAAAAUGUCACACAUAAGGUUGAACAAGUUAGGUCUUUAUUCUUUCUUUAUUCAUAGAAGGUUGAGGGGGGACUUGAUAGAGGUUUUUAAAAUUAUGAGGGGGAUAGAUAGAGUUGACGUGGAUAGGCUUUUACCAUUGAGAGUAGGGGAGAUUCAAACAAGAGGACAUGAGUUGAAAGUUAGUUGGCAAAAGUUUAGGGGUAACACGAGGGGGAAUUUCUUUACUCAGAGAGUGGUAGCUGUGUGGAACGAGCUUCCAGUAGAAGUGGUAGAAGCAGGUUUGAUAUUGUCAUUUAACGUAAAAUUGGAUAGGUAUAUUGACAGGGAAGGAAUGGAGGGUUAUGGGCUGAGUGCAGGUCAGUGGGAUUAGGUGAGAGUAAGCGUUCGGCACGGACUAGAAGGGCUGAGAUGGCCUGUUUUCAUGCUGUAAUUGUUAUAUGGUUAUAUAUGAGGCUGAAGACCCCAUGCUAUUUCAGGAAAGAUACUGGACUGGACAGAUUACAGACUAACGUACUUUAUUGAUCCCGAGGGAAAUUGGGUUUUGUUACAAUCGCACCAACCAAGAAUAGUGAAGAAAUAUAGCAAUAUAAAACCAUAAAUAAUUAAAUAAAAAUAACUUAAUCAUGCCAAGUGGAAAUAAGUCCAGGACCAGCCUAUUGGCUCAGGGUUUCUGACACUCCAAGGGAUGAGUUGUAAAGUUUGAUGGCCACAGGUAGGAAUGACUUCCUAUGACGCUCAGUGUUACAUCUUGGUGGAAUGAGUCUCUGGCUGAAUGUACUCCUGUGCCUAACCAGUACAUUAUGGAGUGGAUGGGAGUCAUUGUCCAAGUUGGCAAGAUGUCCAAGAUUAGCCGACUGACUGAAGGAAAAGAACGGAAUAAAGAGGGUCUGUUCUGGGCGGCUGCUGGUGACUAGUGGCAGUUUGCUUGGGUCAGUGUUGAGCUCAUUACUUAUCACAUUAUAUGUUAAUGAUCUGGAUGACAGUUGACAGAAUUGAUGAUUUUGUGGCCAAUUUAUGGACGAUUCAAAGAUAGGUAGAGGGUCAGCAAGCAUUGAUGAAACAGGGAAUCUGCAGAAGGACUUGGAUAGAUUACAAGAAUAAGCAAAGAAGUGGCAAAUGGAAUACCAUGUAGGGAAGUGUAUGGAAGAAAGAAUAAAGGCAUAGACUAUUUUCUAAACAGGGAGCAAAUUCAAAAAUCAGAGGAACAAAGGAACUUGGGAGUCCUAGUGCUGGAUUCCCUAAAAUUUAAUUUGCUAGUAGAGUCAGUAUGGGAAAGGCAAAUGUAUUGUUAGCAUUAAUAACCAGAAGACUAGAAUAUAAAAGCAAGGAUGUAAUGUUGAGAUUUGAUAAGCUAUUGGUCAGAGCACACUUGGAGCAUUGUGAACAGUUUUGGGCUCCAUAUCUGAGGAAGGACAUGCUGGCAUUGGAAAGGGUCCAGAGGAGGUUUAUGGGAAUAAUGCUGGGAAUUAAAUGGUUAAUUUAUGCUGGUCAUAUUGAAUUUAAUGGCUCUGGGACUAUACUUUUUAGACUUUUGACGAAUGAGGCCUACCAAAUAUAGAAACCCUGGAUAAAGUGAACAUCUAGGACCAGAGGGCAUCGUCUCAGAAUGAAUUAUGUCCCUUUAGAACAGAGAUGAGAAGGAAUGUCUUUAGCCAGAGGGUGAUGAAUCUGUGGAAUUCAUUGUCGCAGAUGGCUGUGGACGCCAGGUCAUUGGGUAUAUUUUAAAUGGAGGGUAAUAGUUUCCUGUUUAGACAGGGCAGCAAAGGUUAUGGGGAGAAGGCUGGAGAAUGGAGUUGAGUGGAAAUAUAAAACGGCCAUGACAGAACGAUGGAGCCGACUUGAUGGACUAAUUCUGCUCCGAUGUCUUAUGGUCUUGUCUUGCAUACUGUUCGUACAGUUCAGUUCAUUACAGUGCACGGAGGCAGUACAAAGUAAAGAACAAAGUUGCAGAAUGAAGUGAACUGUGAAGUUACACAGAAAGUGCCGUUAAGGUGCAUAUUCAUAACGAGAUAGGCUGCAAGAUCGAGUCCAGCUUACCGAACCUAGAGGGCCGUUUAUUCUCGGAGGCAUCAGUCGUAAGGGAACAUUAGAGCGCGCACACAAAAAGUAGAGGAGAAUUUUAAAGUUCUCGAAAAAAAACAAUGUGCUGUGAGCCGGAUGGACGUUUCCAUCCAGGAAUAUGGAGCAAUGGCAAGUAAGCGGACAGGAUUUACUGUUCUGUUGCGACCGAAGUGUUGGAAGGAGAGGUCGGAGGCUCGGUCCUGCUUCAGGACCUGUUCGUUCAGGGUAGCGUGGAGCAGCUGAACGACCAAGGACAAGAUAUCAGAACAAUGUUAUUCUCAGCACUUUAACUUCGAAUGCAGUAUACAGCUAUAUUAAGCCAACCAGAAGUUCUAACAUAUUUUAACAACUAACCAGGUACCUCUGAUGAACUGUCACUAUUGGGACGCGCACGGCAGGAUCCCGCGUGGAGCUACGUGCGAAUGACCGGCCGCCACAGGGAGCACCGCCGGCGCAUUCCUACGCGCCCCCUAAAUUCAGGAUCACCUUCUUGUUGUGCGCCGACACUUGAUCCAGGUUCGACCUCCGAGCGUCGCUGGGCGGAUGGGAAGCUGAAGGGGUGGGAGUCGGGAGGAGAGAGGGCGGAUUGGGACCGAGGUGGGAAUUAACGCCAUUCCAGAUCCACAUGAUCCGCUCCGCGUGUUUUUCGCAACAUUUAAAAUCUCUUCUUUAAAAAAAAAGGCACCAAAACAGCAACUGAUGAUCGUAAAGGCGGAGGGAGGUUAGUCUGCUCUGGGAGAAGUCGCCGCGGAGUGGCGGGGGUGCAGAAUGGCGUUUCCCGCAAGGUUGCAGUGAGGGGCGGAGGGGUAGGGGUGGGGGUGGGGUGGGGGGAGGGGGGAAGAGAAACUUUGAGUCGGGUCUGCCAUUUAUUCUCCCGUAACUUGCAGCCGGGAGAGAGUGAGAGAGAAACAUGCCUUUCCCAAAGCGCAUCUGUGAGCCGCUGCUCCUAACUCGCCUGGGCUCCGCCGAGCGGCCCGCAACCUUUGAAGAACUGCCCGCUGUCAGCAACCAUACGCUGGCCCGGACUCUCGGGCAGCUCGCUGAACUGGCCAGGCAUGCCUGUGGGCUCUUCCAGGAGAUCGAAGACGAGGUGCUGCGGAUCCACCGCCGACUCGGUUCUGUCCAGCAGAAGAUCAGCGACAUCUCCGCGGCGGUGACCGCCUUGGACGCGAGACAGGAAACAGUGCCGGUGUCAGACCUGGACAGGGAGAGUAAGCUAACAGUCCAUUUCCGAAUUCCAUGGCAUCAACAGAGAGAUCUACUCCACCCAUCAACCAGACCACAAUGUAUAGAGGAACUUCACCAAUGUGCCAUACAGAAACUACAGUCCCGACACAGAGAUCAUCAGAGGCAAUCUGAAGAGAGAAAAUUAACAAAACCCUCUUCAAUGUUGCCCCCACCACUCCCACUGACACAACAUAGCCACAGGCUCAGAGCACAGAGGAAGCAACGAAUCUCACAGUUUCACAACACUCGUUCAUCCUCCCCUACUGAAUGUUGCCAAAUGACCCCAUGGAGCAGAAAGUCUAUUCCACCAACAGAUGGUGACAGUGACAUGAUCGCUUUAGGCCAGAGAGCGAAAAAUCCUAUACCGAACAUCCCUACAACACUAGACAGGCAAACAAACUGGAGCAAAGAUCUACCUCUUCCUACUCCAGAGCAGAAGAUGCGUCAGCAGGCCCAGGCUAUAUCUUCCUCUGUUAUUCCCAUCAAUGUGACUGGAGUGGGUUUUGAGAGACAGGUCAUUGGCCGAUACUCCUUUGCUCAUCCUCAGUCAGCACUGCAGCGAAGACGGAAGUUAAAAAGGCGAAAAACCAUCAGUGGAAUUCCCAGGCGUGUACAUGAAAUAGGUUCCAAUGAAUCCUCAAUUGGUAAAGAAAGGAAUGUGAUUGUUCACGUUAACCCAAAAUUAGACUGUCACAGCGAUGAAGUGAAUUCUACCAGUGCCCGGUCUGGGACCAAGGACUCAGAGUGCCAGACAGAUGAUAUCCUUAUUGCAGCGCCAUCAGUAAGACGGAUCCGAGCUCAGCGGGGCAGCGGCAUCACAUCUUCCCUGUCACAUUCAGAUGGGAAUAUCACAACUCUGGCUGACGAUUCGUCCCCAAUGUUCCUUUCACCAAUCGACAACCACGUCCGUUCCCGUAGCCUUUCUCGAGACGGUGUCAGAGUUUCUCUGUUAUCUCAUGAAUUAAGUCAGGACAAUAGUGCCGAAAGCAUCAUUAGUGCCGCUGAAAAAUACAUGCCGACCCCAGAAAAGACAGAACAGGAAGACGACAAAGCCAGUUUGUUUAACCAGAGUCUGCAGAAACAUCAUUCAAUAGGUGUGACUGUUCAACCAGAACAAAGCACAGAACACAAAGUCCAGGUGACAAAAAUGUCCAACUUUGUGCCAGAGGCUGACAUGGGAAACAGUGAGAUCUCUUCAAAUUCAGAUACCUUUGGGAGUCCGGUCAACAGCCUCUCUAGCACAGGAGUUAUCUUAAGCAGUCAGAUGGAUCAAAAGGAGGACCAUCAAUCGUCCAGUGGGAAUUGGAGUGGAAGUAACUCAACAUGCCCUUCACAGACAUCAGAGACAAUCCACACUGCAUCCUCACCACCACUGACAAGUUCUUCACACUGUGAUUCAGAACUAUCCUUGAAUACACCAGCCCACACUAAUUAUGAUUCACCAGGUUUCCUUCUGGAGCAGUACACAUAUCAAGGAGACAAAGUUAGAGGUCACAGGGCAAACUCCUUUACUUCCACAGGGACAGAAGUUGUUGAAGAUCUCAAUACAAGUAAUGCAAGUGAUGCGGAAUGGAACUAUUUACACCAUUGCCAUGAUGCAUCUUGCAACCAAGAUUUUAGCCCUAGGCAUUCAAGGACCAACAGCUUAGGGUGCCCAAGUUUUGCCAGUAUGGGUACAUGUGACAGCUUUAUUGAGAGGCCACCCUCUUCCAAAACUGACUCGGGCUCACAUUUCUCUGUGGAUACUGAAGGAUAUUAUACAUCCAUGCACUUUGACUGUGGUUUAAGAACUACCAGAAACUACAUUUUUAACUAUGCAUCCACGGGCUCUGAUGGAAUCCAGAGUACAGAAAAUGCUUCAGAACUUGUUGAGCUCCCUCUACCGGAUCCUUUAGAACUAAGAAAGCAGAAGUUUCGGGGCCAGAGCAUUGCUCUCAAGAAACCAAAGGCAAAACCAGCCCCACCAAAACGCAGUUCAUCUUUGAGGAAAAAUGAAAGUCGUACAAGUGAGAGCUAUCAGAAUGAACCAAAGACAAACAAUGGGCAGGAUGGGACUGUAUCUUACAGAGAUGCACAGAAGUCAUUGCAGCUUGACCUAAGUCUUGCAUCUGACGGGUUCAAAUGUCCAAUGCUACCUAAUGACAGGAAUGUUCCUUGGGAUAGUUGCAGUACAUAUGCAAAUGAUAAUGAGUUAUCAGACCCUCAGUUGACCCCGUCUGAAACACCAUCAUUUAAAGAUGAAAGUGCCACACAAUCAGAUUAUGCAGGCCUCUGGCUCUUGAAUGACUUAAAAUCUAGUGAUCCCUACAGAUCAUUAUCAAACUCCAGUACUGCAACGGGCACAACUGUGAUUGAGUGCACAAAGUCUCCAGAAGGUUCAGAAUCACAAACAUCCCAGUCAGAAUCCCGUGCCACCACUCCAUCCCUUCCCUCCAUUGACAAUGAUUUCAAGCUGUCCUCUCCAGACAAACUGGCAGGUUUGGCAUCACCAUCAAGUGGAUAUUCCAGCCAGUCAGGAACACCAACCUCAAAUUUACCAACACCUCUCUUUCCUGGUCCCCUGUCUCCAAACAGUGGAAAAAGAAAGCCAAAAGUUCCAGAGAGGAGGUCUUCACUACAACCAUCUUAUGCAAGGGAUGCUAAUGUUACAAAGAAAGACCUUGAAUUACCAAUUAUACCUCCAACACAUCUUGACCUAAGUGCUCUUCAGAAUGUGUUUAAAAGCAGGCCUUCUGCUCAAAGAAACCAACUGCAUAUCUCAAAUCAAAGUAAAGGCAGUGAGGCAGCUGAACGGCCCAACAACAGUCCAUCUGUUUCCCUUGCCAUUACCCCAUCAGUGCUACAGUCAGUACAGCUUCGUUCUAUUAGUAAAACCAGACAACCCAGGAAAGAAGGCCAAGAAGAACCUGGCAUAACAGAACCAACUUGUACAGAGCCUGUCACACCACCACAAGGUUAUAAUACAGAUAAAUGCAAUGAAUUUUCCAGUUUACCGCCACAAAAAUCAUCUUCCCCAGAAACAAACACCAAGUUAUUGGAUGUGGAAAGUACUCAUGCACUUCAAGAAUAUAAUCUGAAUGAAGAAAGUGUGACCCCUUUACCCUUGCUCCCUUCAGAGGUAGAAUCAAUAAAAACUAAUGGGAGUACACAGAUCAAAGAGGUUGGAGAUGAUCAAUCAACUGCAACAGCAAGCUAUCAGGCUGUUUACAAUAGCUGCACAGAUAUCAGUGAAACAAAUUUGGUGAAGAGCUCCAUACAAGAAAUAUAUCAAGACUUGAACAGUUCCAAUAAGGAGUUUCAGAACGAGGUACUUGCACAAGAAAUGGGAAGUUACAAGAAACCUGAAAGAGUGCCUUUAUCAAGUAACACUACACCAGAAUCCCUAUCUGCAGCACUAUCAAAACCUGCAACUGUGGAGAAAUUGGAAAGAAAACUUGACUUUGACUCAGUUAGUGAAAAUGAAGCUGCAUCUGCAGGCGUAAUUCAACCAGAAUCAACAGAUGUACAGAAGCACAGUAGGGACAGUGUUGAAGAAAAGACCAAGAGGUCGCAAGAUGGCAGCCCAGAUGCAACAAGAACAGCCGAAGCUCUGUGCGAAACUUCUAGCGAUAGCCAGUACAAAGAUGUGGGACAGGUUGAGAGUUAUUUGGCUUCUGCUAUAGAUCCUCAAACUAAUGAAGAUAACGUAUUCAUAUCACCAAACAAGCUCCGUACAACUGAAGAUCUUUUUGCUGUGAUUCACAGAUCAAAAAGGAAACUACUCGGGAGGAAAGAUUCUGAUGAUGGGCCGAAUGUAAACAAACCAAAAUCAUCUCCUGCCAGCUCCCCUGGAACUCCUCCAUCUGUCCAAAAGCAGCCUGGUCCUAUUUAUAGGAGUGUCCGCAAAUCCAACACCUCAAAGGAGGAGUUCAAACUACUGCUGCUCAAAAAGGGCAGCCGGUCAGAUUCAAGCUAUCGACUGUCAGCAACAGAAAUAUUGAAAAGUGCAAGCCCAGUUUCUCCCAAGUCCCCUGGAGACUUUUCCCUAGACCAGGCUAAAGAUUGUGAGGAUACUUCUCCUUUUCCUUCUGGAUGUGAAAUGCAGUUCCCAAGUUCACCAUACUCUCCGAGGUUUACAACAGAAGGAAUCACUUCCAGGAGUUUCUCCACCUCACUAUUAUCUAGACCAAGCCGUUCUCGGGCGCCACCAGCAGCAGGGAGCAGUCGCUACAGUGCCCGCAGUCGCCUUCACAGUGCACCAAUGCAAGUCAUCUCUGAAGGGGAAACUGAGAACUCAGACGGAAGUUUACAUGAUGAUCGGAGCUCACCCACAUGAUGAUCAGGUGCAGAAUGACUGGGACAGCAACAGUGGUAAAACACACACGAGCAUGCAUGCAGUUCAGUUUAGUGACAUUUAGAUUGAGAGAUUUAUCAAAGCAAAGCAGGUCAUAAACAUUUAAGAAAAUAUAUAAUGCUGCCCAAGUUAUUAACAAAAAAUAACUACUGAAAUAAUAGAUAUCUUCACUGUUUUUCCAAAACUGCGAGUAAUUUGAUCAUCAUAAACUUUGAUUAAAUAUUACCAGAAUAGAUAAUUAAGAGAAGUUUUGACUCAUCAAUUAAAGAAAAUUAAAGGCUGUGUUUUCUGAAUUUGGGUAAAUAUUCAAUUUAAAACUCUUAAGAUGAAUUCUGCAACACUGUAUGCACUGUGUUCCCUUUCGUGUGGCAUUAAGGGAGUGUAAUUUUCCUGAUGUGACGAAACAGGUGCUGAAGGAAAGGAUAGUUGUGAAAAAUGGACAUUGCAGUUCUAGGUAUUCCAAACAUGAUAUUCUAAACACUAAAUGAAAUAUUCUGUGAUGUGUUAGAAACUAAUGUAAAUAUCAUCACUUUUUGACAGUUACAGAGAGUAUUAAUCCUUUGAGCCAUGAAUGUUCUUCAUGAUGUAUACCAGUGUUUUUCUGAGAACAAAAUAGUACUGUACCUCAGAGAGUAAGACAAUGAUAGAUGAGGUAGCACGUGAGCAGAUACAUUCGCUCAAAUACAUACCACACGCACAUCAUUUUAUCUCCAUAUCAUAUUUCAGUAGGGUUUUUUUUCAGAAUCCUUCCUUUGAAAUUGUAGCAUCCAUAAAUCACAAGAUCUCUUGUUGAGAUAAUUAGUUUAAAAAUCAACUUAUACAUUCUCAAAAAUCCACCCAGGAAGUACAUGUACAUGAGUCUAUAUUAUAGAAAUGUCUAGUUUUAAGAGCUUAAUAUUCUAUAUUUGCUCAAACAGUCUUCCAUCAUAGCCUAAACUUUAAUUAACCUUUAUUGUUUACUGAAAAAAUAGGAUUACACUCAAAGGAUUAAUAUGGUACUACCUAAUCAUAAACAAUUUUACUUUUUUAAUUUACUGAAAAUCAUUAUAUUGUACAAAUAUAAAAAAAGAACCUAAGGAAAUGGUUAUUUUUGUGAUUAAAGUUGAAUUACUUGUGUAUAGACACCAAAAAAUGCAUGCUUGCAAAAAUGGUGUAAUUUAAAACAAUAUAUAAGCAUUUUCAGAACCAUAGUUAUAGUUGGGGUUUAAGUGGGGCAUAUGGAGCUCAUGCGAAGUAAAACAGUAAGCCUUUUUAACAAGGCUUGCCAUUAAAAGAUACUCGAUCACUAUUUUAAAAAAGCAUAAGUUAUAAAUGUUUAACAGAUACUAGUAACGGGAUUUACUGAAAAGACAAAGAUGGUUUCUGUAGUUUUAAGUUUUUUUAAUAAAAAGGGUAAGAAGAGCAGUAAAAAUAUUGGGGCAAUUUUAACUGAAGCCUGCUCCAGUGAGUUUUCCUCCUGGUGAGUUAGCUUAUUAUGAUCCCCUUAUAGGUUUUGGGAAGGAAUUCAUGAUGGUGUAAACUUACAAAAAUGGAUAAGGUAGAGAAGUCAUUCACGUGUAUCAAAAAAGGUAAUAUUCAAGAAGUAUGAGGUGGAUGAGUAACUGUGAGAGAUGAUUGAUAGACGAAUGGGUAAGAAAAUGGGGUAUUUUUAAAGUGCAGAUUGAUUCAGAGAUGUUCAGUAAAGACUUUUUGCCAAGAGGACUGUAAUCCCACUUUGACAAUAAACACUGAAGAACUGGAGAGCAGUGUAGAUGCUGGAGUGGCUAUAUUGAUGACUGAGGAACAAUCCCAGUAUUAAAAAGCUGGUAACAAAGCUAUAAAAACUAAUGCUUCAAAAUUCUAAGUAUAUUUGGCACCAUGAAAUGAGUCUCUUUGGUUGUAUGAACUAUGUAAAAUAGAGCAAAAGCAUCAUUGAUCUGUUUAUGGGGUGUUUGCUCAUCAGCCUUGGUCAACUUCAGUGUGAAGGCAACGACUGUUAAAAGUCACAGCAAUCAUCAUCUGGCCAGUUCGCAAAAGCAACAACCCUGUGAAAUAACAGGAAAAACUGCAAUGAUGGAACAGGAAAUGAAACAGAAAGUGUUGAAAAUUCACAGCAAGACAAACCAGUAUUUAAUAGAAAGUUAGUUAACAGAUUAGAGGAGAUCAUCUGGUUAAAGUUACAGAACUUCCCUUCGAAUGUUAACUUUGUUCUUUAUCAGAUGCUGAUGAACCUGAAGUACAUGGAAAGCUUGGAGGGAGAAGUGUUUUACCUGUUGAUAAGAUUGCUUCUGUGAUUUCAAUAAUUCAUUCCUGUAUAUCAAAUCCAACAUUUACAAUAACCCCCAUCUUAUGAAUGAGCACAAUUUAUUGUGUAAUUUGAAAGCUUUGUAUCACUGUAGGUGGCUGAGUUAGGCAAUGCAUUUGGGUUUUUAAUUACUUGCAGUGUAAAGCACUCAAUAAGAAGCAGUGUUCUUUAGCAAAAGAUUAUAUAUCAACUCACACACAGCUACAAUAGAAGCCGUCUUGUGCCAUAUUUUUCUUUUCCCUGAAACAGGUAGUUACAUGAAAAUAUUUAGAAACGAAGAAAAAUCUUUCCAGACAACUUACUAGUUAGAACAUAUGAUGCACAGUUGCAAGAGGAACUGCUUAGUUUUUAUUUAAAGCACUCAUACAAUUACUGAAUGCUCUGACAGCACUGCCAUCUUUGAACAAGGUGAUCUAAUUAUAUUGUAUAAAUUACUUUUGUGAAACAUCAUUCCAAUAUUUUAUGUUCUAUUGUUUGCACUGAAGUGUAAGACAGUGAGUGUUUGAAGUUCUGCAGCUGCUUUCUUAUAGUAUCCAAUGAUUCCUAACUUCUAUUGGCUUGUUUCUGUUAUUUUGGCAUAUAUAAGACAACUACAAGGUUCUGCACAGUUUAAAUAAAAAUGUAUAUGGUCUCUUAAAGAAUAUUGCCUAGGGUUUUGCCAAAGGUUGAAUGAAUGCAUCUUAACUGCAUAGUUGGCAGAGUUAACAAAAUAUAGGUUUUGGUUUAUUGUAUAUAUAAAAAAAUAUAAAAGAAGGUUACAGUGUAACUGUAUGGGUACUAGAACCAGUCCAAUCUGGAAGACAAGAAUGGUUUAUGGAUUUGCAGCCAUUUUAUAAUUUUUUUGUAAUAUUUGUAAAUAUGGACUUUUUAAAAUGCUGAGAUGCUUUUUUGUAAAAUGUUUUCAAAGUUUACAAUUAAUUUCUAAGCCUUUGUAUAUUUUAGAGCUGUGCAACACUUUUAAGUCUUGUAUUUAUUUUUAGUAAAAAUUGUGAAUCUUUCCCUGUGAAUUCUUCCCAAGUACAGUACAUUUGGCCAGUCAAGUCUGGCUGCUUUGACAGUGUGCAUAUAGCCUGACAAUAAAUGUGACUGCAUUUGAUCGUCAGAAAAAGAACCACUUUUCCAUAGUUAAAACUCAUUAUAUUUAUUUUUGUGCAUUCAAAAGCUAAAUAUAUUCUGUAAAUCAGUUACA
Messenger RNA from Hypanus sabinus (Atlantic stingray), 14373 nucleotides. It is a transcript of the gene nhsb, whose product is annotated as Nance-Horan syndrome b (congenital cataracts and dental anomalies). The record is from RefSeq and is a predicted model, not a curated record. The transcript has 9 exons. The coding region runs from base 6251 to 10882 and encodes 1543 amino acids. Gene Ontology annotation, biological process: cell differentiation; lens development in camera-type eye. NCBI's taxonomy places the organism in Eukaryota, Metazoa, Chordata, Chondrichthyes, Myliobatiformes, Dasyatidae.